AUGAUUGAUAAUGAAAUUUAUGAUUAUUAUCGCCAAGAAAGUAGCAAUCAAGAUGUUAUUGAAACCAGCGUUUCAUAUGAAUGCAAAUCUGAAGGUUUUCAUCCAGACCGUAAUGAUUGCCGAAUAUUUUAUAGAUGCGUUGAAUGGGGAAAUAAUAGUCCAUUAACGCCUUUUAAAUUUGAAUGUGGAAUUGGUACAGUCUUUUCUCCAUCUAAGGGCAAUAUUUGUGUACAUCCAAACGAUAGUAAUCGGCCAGAAUGUUGUGAACCAAGUAACGAAAUUGAUUCUAAUGAAUCAAGCAGUAGUCACAGCUGGAAUUAUGAAUUAGAAAUUAGUUCUCCCUUUCAUAAUCCUUCUUCAACUAAAUAUCCUUCUCAGACUCAGCAACCUUACUAUCCUAAUUAUCCUUCACAAACUGAAAAACCGCAAUAUCAGCAUUAUUCAGUGCAAGCUCAAAAACCUCAACAGUCAACCUCUUACUUACAAACUCAAAAGAAGGAGCCUAAUUUACAGACACAAACAACUCAGCAAAUAAAUUAUUUAUCAUCAACAGAUUCUCAACAUGCAACUUAUCCAUCUAAUCUUGAUUUACCUGAGGUAAUUCAAUGUAGUGGAAUAAAAGGUGUGUCAUGCACAUCAUCGUCAGAAUGUGCGAAAGAAGGAUUUUUCGCUAAUCCGAAAGAUUGUCAUAAAUUCUAUCGAUGUGUUAAUGAAAACUCCAUUUUAAAAAGAUACGACUUUACAUGUGGCGUAGGAACAGCUUGGGAUCAAACAAUACAAACUUGUAAUCAUGAAUAUAAUGUUGCUAACUGUAGUUUAGAUCAUGUAACUCAAAAUCAAACACAGCCAUCUGUAAUUGCAAGCCAAACUGCAGGAUCUGAUACUUCAUUUAGACCACCAUCUACACAAACUAGUCAAUUUCCAUGGUCCAAUUCUAAUAGCUCUACAUUGACAUCUAUGGGUAUACCCUAUCCUUUCCCACAAUCCAUUCAAAACUCGACAAAUCCAACGUAUCUUCCUCCACAAUUAACUCAAUAUCCAAUUCAAUCAACAUAUUCGCAACAUUCCACUUAUUCAACAUACCCUAUUUCUUCACUUACUCAGGGGCCAGUAAAUCCAAUGCAAUUUCAAAGUACAAAUGGUCCAGAAUAUAUUCCGCCUCAAUUAACAACAAUAAAUACUUCAUCGUCUUCUAAUAGCAAUAAUGGAAAUGAAGUAUUAGAUACUGGCAUUAAACCAUGCUUUUCUACAGGAUCUAUAAAAGAUUGUAAAGAAGAGGGAUUUUUUCCUAAUCCCGAAGAUUGUCAUAAAUUUUUUCGAUGUGUUAACGAAAAUGGAUCUUUUCGUCAAUACUCUUUUGAAUGUGGAACAGGAACUACUUGGAACCAACAAUUGCAAACGUGCAAUUUCGUAAAUUCUAUUUCAGGUUGUGGACCUUCUGAAUCAGGAAUAAAUUUACCAGAUUUUGGUUCUGUAAAUCAAAAUCCUCAUACUGAUAUAGACUCUGGAAGUAAUAAACCAAGUCUUACUACUUUAACAUUACCAUCUGAAAUUACAAAUCAUCAACAACCUCAAAAACCCCCAAGUAUUGAACAGCAAAUCAAUUCACCAAGUAGUGGUAACAAGCCUCAAAUUUUUAAUAAGAAUAAUUGUCAAAGUGAAGGAUUCUUCGCUAAUGUUAAUGAGUGUCAGAAGUUCUAUCGGUGUGUCAGUCACUAUUCAGGUUAUGUUAAAUAUGACUUUGAUUGUGCUCCGGGAACAGCGUGGGAUCAAUCUCUCUUGACAUGUAAUUAUAUUGCUCUAAUAACAACUUGUAAUCGAUUACAAAAUGUAGUUAAUUCUAAUCAACCAGAAUCUAUUGGCGAAUCCUCUACGUUACCAUUUUUACAAUCAUCUUUUGUCACUCAAAGACCGACAGAAUAUAAACCCGGUACAAUGAACUCCUUUCAAUCUACAAUCAAUAUCAACCUUAGUUCAGAAAAUUUCAAUAGUACACAGGAAUCUUUUACUACAUCAAUGUCUACAGGAAUUUCAUCUUCAACUAUAUCUACAAGCCGUACAGAAGAUAGCUCUGAACAAUCUACCAAAUUAGAUUGUGUUACACCAAAAACUAACAACACAAUUGUAUGCAAUAAUGCGGGAUUCUAUCCUCAUCCAACACACUGUAAUAAAUUCUAUCGUUGUGUAGAUAAUGGGAAGGGAUUUAAUGUCUACUAUUUUGAUUGUCCAGUUGGAACGAUUUUUGAUCCAAGUAUUGAAGUAUGUAACUAUGCAGAAUCUGUUUAUCCAGUUAGAGAUUGUAGAACUGGUGAAUCUGAAAGUAGUACUUCUUCGCAAUCUCAGUCAUCAACAACGCAAAGAAUUACGAGUAUAGAAACUACAACAAAGUCUCAAAAUGGUAUUUUUACAACUACUAUUACAUCUGAAAUACCAUCUGAACCUUCUUCAGUAGGACUAGUGACUACUGAACCAUCAACUAUUGGUAUAAUAGAAGGCAGCCCUACUUUGAUGACAAUGAAUUCUGAAUCAACGACAUUGAAUACAGAAAUAACAAUAUCUAAUUCUGAAACAUCAUCAUCAGAUUCGGAAAUUACAAACCCAAGUUCAACAUCAACAUCAUUGGAAUCACAAGCUACAAUAUCAAGUUCGGAAACAACUACAAUAAGUUCAGAAGAAACAACAUCCAGUUCUGAAUCAAUAUCAAAUUCCGAAUCAAUAACACUGAAUUCAGACGGAACUACAUCUGAAAUAACAAGCUCCGACGUAACUACAUCGGGUUUCGAAACAACUAUAUCUAAUACAAAAACAACCGUAUUAGAAGAAACAUCUACUACAACAGCACUUCCAUUAACUUCGAUUGAAAUGACAACUAAUGCAGGUACAGAAACAACAGUUAGUAUAACCGAUAAUUCAUCUGUAUCAGAACAAUCUACAACUGAUAUUGCAACUCAAGAAACAAUAUCUGCUUCUUCGGGUACAGUAGGGUCUCAAGAAUCAACAACAAUAAUUUCCAACGAAAAGCCUACAGUUUCAGAUAAUUGUCCAACACCAACAAAUCUCACAGAUGAACAAAUAGUUCUUGUGUGCCCAACUGGAUUCAGAAGACAUCCUAAAUUAUGUAACCUAUUUUAUCAGUGUACAAUGUCUGGAAAUACGGAAGUCAAGAUUCUUAUACUCAAAUGCCCUGAAGGUACAAUAUUUGAUGAAGAAACGAACAAAUGUCUGCCAGAAUCUGAAAGUAGUAAACCUUGCAAAGGAACAAUUACUGGAAAGAGAAUACAAAGAGGAGUUAAUAAGGAGUUUACAUCUUUGAUCGAGGUAUCAAAAAAGCCAUUGUGUCCAGAAGAAGGCCACUUUCCGUACAGAGACGGCUGCAGCAAUAUCUUUUAUAAAUGUGGACGUAACUCUAGAUAUGACCUUGAAGGCUACCUUUUUAAGUGUCCGAAGUACUUCGUGUAUUGGUCGGUGUCGAGGCGCUGUGAACGAAUAUCAAGAUUACCCAUGUGCACGAAAAUGUCAAAUGAAAUUGAGAACGAAAAUGAAAACUGGAAGAAUCGUUGGGAGAUCCCGGUUGAAGAUCGAAAUCUCUCUGCCAGGUCACUUUUCCAUUACUAAGUGACUAUCAGUUGCAUAUGUAUAAAGAUUAAAGUAAAGUACUAUUUAAUUACUUUGGU
Ceratosolen solmsi marchali is the source of this 3674-nucleotide messenger RNA. RefSeq lists its product as uncharacterized. Gene Ontology annotation, cellular component: extracellular region. Lineage: Eukaryota; Metazoa; Arthropoda; Insecta; Hymenoptera; Agaonidae. The record is from RefSeq and is a predicted model, not a curated record. Gene Ontology annotation, molecular function: chitin binding. Bases 1 to 3615 code for a protein of 1204 amino acids. The transcript has 3 exons.